AUGUCUCAGCAAGAAGCUUUUUGGGUGCAUACGGAAGACUGGCAUACAGCCGGCGAGCCCUUCCGCAUCGUACCGGACCUUCCACCACAUUGCACCACUACAGGAGACACAGUAUGGGAACGCCGGCUCAACAUCAUGAACCAGCCAGACCACCCACUAAAUCUUUUGCGUCAAUCCCUCUGCCAUGAGCCGAGAGGCCAUGCUGAUAUGUAUGGAGGCUUCAUUGUUCCUCCCAACGACUCUGGUGCCCAUCUUGGUGUCUUGUUCUGGCAUAGAGAUGGGUUCUCGACAGCUUGUGGCCAUGGAACGAUCGCCCUAGGUCGUUAUGCCGUAGCCAAAGGGCUCGUGAAAUCUGUACAAGAAGGCCCAGUCAAAGUCGUCAUCGACGUGCCUUCCGGGCGCGUGGUAGCAGAGGUCAAUUUCAGAGCCGGCAAAGUGGUUCACGUGAACUUCAUCAACGUCCCCAGCUACCAGUAUGCCAAAGACGUACCUGUGAGCGUAUCGAUAUCUGGUGCAAAGACUUUGCAAAUCGAGGUCGACCUUUCUUGGGGCGGAGCUACUUGUGCAUCUGUUGAUGCCAGUGAUAUCGGUGUAGAGAUCAAGCCGGCCAAUGCUCAACGCUUCAUCGAACUUGCUCGUCAGGUCAAGGCACAGGUUGGGACACGCGGAGACCAUAAAAAUACAUCUCUCUACACCAUCGUUUUCUUCGAGACACUCAACGACAGUGACGAAGCCAUUGAACAAAAGAGUAUCACUGUUUAUGCAGAAGGUGCUAUCGACAGAUCUCCUUGUGGCAGCGGGACUGCUGCUCGAAUAGCCGUCUUGCUGGCACAAGNNGGGAAGCUGAGUGGCGACAAGAGACUGAUCCAUCAUUCCAUCAUCAACACGACUUUUGAAGCUAGAGUCAUCUCUCAGUACCAGGAGGAAGAAUCCGACUAUCCAACUUGUACACCCGAAGUCAGAGGGAACGCUUACCUCACAGGCCGCCAUAGCUUCUUCAUCGACCCGAGCGAUCCAACAUACCCUGGUUUCUUCUUCUAG
Aureobasidium musti is the source of this 1041-nucleotide messenger RNA. Lineage: Eukaryota; Fungi; Ascomycota; Dothideomycetes; Dothideales; Saccotheciaceae. The record is from the annotation of a GenBank genome assembly.